ACUGGGAGGGGGAGAGAGUAACGCAUCCCUUAAGGAAUGGGACGCCUUUAUGAACACAAAUCUUCGCUCUUGUUAUCAGAUCUGUCUCAGAGCUUAUCCUUUACUCGAGAAAUCCAAAGGAGUUAUUGUUAAUAAUUCGAGUAUUUGUUCGCUAAAACCCGCUGGAUUGGAUAUGUUAACUAGAAGCCUGGCUGUUUUGUGGGGUCCUAAAGGUAUUCGUGUGAAUGCCGUGAACCCGGGUCAGAUUCAGACCCCAAUCUGGGAGAACGCCACCGGAUUAUCAAAGGAAGAGCGCGAUGUGUUGUGGAAAGCCGUUUGUAAGAAGACACCGGUAGGUCGU
Oppiella nova is the source of this 340-nucleotide messenger RNA. The record is from the annotation of a GenBank genome assembly. Lineage: Eukaryota; Metazoa; Arthropoda; Arachnida; Sarcoptiformes; Oppiidae.